Biomphalaria glabrata is the source of this 4314-nucleotide messenger RNA. RefSeq names its product glyoxylate reductase/hydroxypyruvate reductase-like. Gene Ontology annotation, cellular component: cytosol. The record is from RefSeq and is a predicted model, not a curated record. Lineage: Eukaryota; Metazoa; Mollusca; Gastropoda; Planorbidae. Gene Ontology annotation, molecular function: glyoxylate reductase (NADPH) activity; hydroxypyruvate reductase [NAD(P)H] activity; NAD binding. The coding region runs from base 1004 to 2158 and encodes 384 amino acids. The transcript has 4 exons.
AAUAUAUAGGCCCUAGUAGAAUGUGCGUAGACCGUUUUAAAGUUUGUUGUCUGCCGCAGAGUCAAGGUAGCAUUUUUUUUGUCUUUGUUUCUCACAGUCUGGUGGAAAGAUCUAGCCUACAUUUUACGACAUAGUUCUUCUGACGAGGAGUUCGUCUUUCUAUUGUUACCAUUUAGGUGUUAGCGGUAGUGUUGGUAGACUUCAUUUUCUUGAUGUUUACGAGUUAUUGAAUUUAUGUUUAUAUGUAGCGCGAUCAUUGGAGUUGCUUCUUUCUAUUUUGUUAAGUUACCGGUUUAUUAUUUCCUAUGUUAUACACGGUGAUGCGUGUAUUUUCUUUCAUUAUAUAAUUUCGUUUGAAUGUCGCUGUUAUUUAAGGCAGCUCAUCACGCUCGAAACUAUUUGUUUAAAAGAUUGUGAAGAGUGAUAUCAACUUAAACAUUUAGUGGAUUCUCCAUUAAUGUCCUUGAUUCACAUUUUUUUGGAGGCUGAGGUGCACACCACGGUAUUGACAAUACACAGUUCACUUCGCAGUCUUGAGAAACAGUUCAAAGGGGCACUGGACCUGGCCCCCCACUUAUUGUCAGUCAUUGUGAGCUACCCAGAAUACAUCAUUCGCACGUAUAAAUGAAACAGUCUGUGCAGCAGACGACCACUUUAGACGCUCACCUGAAGGUUUCAGUGGCAAGGGAUCAGCUGACCAUACUCUCGACCAAUAAGCAGUCAGUUUAAGCAGCGACAUCUAUGCUGGCAAUUAGGCGGAUUUUCUCAUUCUAGUCGUUCACAUUUUUUUUUUAACAAUUUUGUAACAUAUCGAUUUGUGCCAAAGAAAACACGAAUUUCACGCGGGUAUCACUAAACAGUUAUUGGCUGUUUACGUUUACAGAAAUCCGUCUCAUUAUUGAACAUUCCAUUUAGUGCUUUCAAUUUCCAUUAGUCCUUUACAGCUACUAAGACUUAUUUUUUGUUUAUCGUUGUUACCAAUUGGUCUUUCUUUGACUGCAAAAUGGCAACCUCGUGCACCGCGACAACGUGCGUCCAAUCGCACCCCAUGACGCUGACGAGACAGAGCAGCCGACAGGCCAACCGGCCCCUAGUCUACAUCACCAGACGCAUUCCCCAGGAGGGCCUGGACAUCUUGCUGAAGUCUUGCGACGUCAAGCUGUGGGACUCGGAGCAGCUGGUCCUCAGGGGGGAGCUCCUUCAGAGCGUGGCUGGUGUGGACGCCAUUCUGUGCAUGCAGGGGGAUAUCAUCGACGAAGAGGUGCUGUCGUCUGCUGGUCCUCAACUGCGAGUUGUGGCCACAAUGACCACAGGCACCAAGCACAUUGACAUGACUCAGUGUAAAGCAAUGGGCAUCAAGGUCAUCUCCUGUCCAGAACAACCAACUGAUGUUCUAGCUGAGCUGUCUGUUGUCCUGGUACUGCUCACCAUUAAGACCAUGCUGACAGAUGAGGACAGACUAAAUAAUCUGGAUGAUGAACGCCCUGACCUUAUUGCACAUAGUGAUGACUUUAAUUCUCUAUGGAACACCCGACCCCGUCUCAUUCGUCAGAUGUCAGAGGAGCGACUUGCUUUCCAGUGGACCAAUGGAAAACCAGGAAACAUGAACUGCCCAACAUGGAGAAAUAUCACCAAGAAAACAUUUGGAGUCUAUGGCAUGACAAAACUUGGCUUCAGUGUAGUCAAGCUCCUUAGGAGUGUUGGUGUUGACCAUGUGAUUAUUGCUGAUAAGGACUUUGAACUGGACAACAAGUCUUUAAACAUUGAUGUCCCAGAAUGCCAGAUUGUAUCUUUUGAAGAUCUCCUAAAAGAAUCAGAUAUUAUUUGUGUCUGUGGUUCUGCUGGGGAACAGUCCAAAAACAUAUUUUGUAGAGAGUCUUUUGAGAAAAUGAAAAACCAAGCCAUACUAAUCACUUCGCAGAGUGAUGAGAAGGCACUAGAUUAUGUUGAUUUGUAUGGAGCACUGAGGGAUGGCCUGAUCAAAGCCGCUGGGCUUAAUGACUGUAAUCAAGAGCCUGUUCCAUUCAAAACGCCACUUCUGGGGUUGAAGAACUGCAUUUUCUUACCACAAACAGAAGAGAGUGUCUAUGACAUGAGACACAAGAUUUCUGUUCUUAUUGCUAAGAAUCUCGUAGAUGCACUUAAAAAACGUGGGUAAAAUUAUACCAGAAGCUGGGUUAGAGAAUGUCCAUACUAAUUUUCUUCCUCUGUUAGUUUGAGAUAGAAGGUACUGUGUAGUACACUAUGUGUAUGAUAUUGAAGAUGUGUCGGUACAUAAAUUGGAUACAGUGUACAGCACUCAGUGAAGGAAAAAAAACAAAUCUUUUUCUCAAAUGCUUUUGAAUGUAAAUUUUUUUGAAAAGUUGGUUAUGGAAAAGUUAAUAUUGAAUUGAGCUGUCAUAUUCUAAUGUUUUUUUCUUCCAACAAUUAUUAUGAAUGGUUAUUAUGUUAUUGUUUUCACAAUACAAAUCACUGUAUUCAGUCUGCUUGUAAGACUAAACAAAUUUAAAAAAAAACAGUAAUAUCAGCUUCAUCUUUCUAAUUGCUGCUGCAUGUAAACAUCUUAUAUUUGUUUUCUCAUAUAGAAGUAAACUUUGUUUUUACAUAAAUGAAAUUGUACUUUCUAUAUUUCAACAGUACUUCUAAUUUACCAUGAAAUUGUACUUUAAUUAUUCAACCCUACUUACCAUCUAAUUUACCAUCAAAUUGUACUUUAAUUAUUCAACCGUACUUCUAAUUUACCAAGAAAUAAAUUUCAAAAAAUACAUUUUGUCUUACCUAAUUAUUUAUAAAAGUCACAUUAUUUGUAGGAAUUUCUUUUCACUUCAAGGUGGAAGUGACGGAUCAGUAACAUUUACCAGGCAAGAAAUACUUUGCCACCAUUCUUCUGUAAACAUAUUUCUGUGAUGAUUAUGUACCUUUUAAAAUCGUACCAGCAAUCAAUUAUAGUAUGUACUGUGCUAGCAUAAAGUAGAUUAACUUUUAACUCAUUGUAUAGAUUUAUAUAUAGAACUAAUUGUGUGUAUACAUCAAUGUUUUUUAAGAAUUUUUUUUAGAAAAUUGUUUUGGAUAUAUAAUAAUUAACAUAGUAAAUUUGUAUCUAUUUGGGAUACCCUCAGGAUGUAAUUAUCUUCUCUUAAGAAGGAACUUUUGUAAUUUAUAAGAUAAGAUAGUACAUUGCUUAAAAAAAUAUGGGAAUUAAAAGUGACAUAUAGUUGUUAUUGAAAUAAUAAUUUUUUUUAAAAACUUCAGUGUUAUUUUGUGAAUGUUUUGAUAGGUCUGUGUGACUUAAGCUUCAAUAAAUUUAUUAAGAUGGUCAACAAGAUCAUGAGUGGUGCUAUAACAGUCCAACGGACUAUGGGAUAAAAAGUAAGUCAAGUUCCCCUUUCAGACCAUGUGGUCUAUAGAGCAGAUGAUGUUAAGGUCAUCUGUUUGUUUGGCAAAUGGUUGAUGAGCAGGGUGUCAUGUGGUCAGCACAACGACCAACCUCCUUUCAUCCCCAAUUAAAGUCAGGUACCCGUCAGAGUUGGGUGGACUCCCGGGUGCCCUAAAAAUCCUGAAGUUCAAAAUCCCAGUCUUCACCAUGAUUCAAACGCAGGACCCUAGUUUCAGAAGCCAAGCACUUACCCUCUCUGCCGCCACACAUUCGAAUAUGGGAUAGGUGAAGGUGAAAUUUAUUAAUUAUUUAUCUAAUUCUGUGACAAGCUUGUAACUUUUGCCUACACCAAAUAUAAUACUGACCCACUUAUGGUCCAAAUCUGCAAACUGGUUUACUUAUCACCCAAAAUAAUGUACAAUAGUUAAAUCUCAAAUGUGCAAAUGUUUUGUAUUUAUGCUGUCAAUUUGUUUGAUACAUGAAUUCUUUGUAUGUUGGUUCAAGAUUCAUGUACCCCACUAAUUAACUAGUCUGUUUCAAGUGAUCUCACUCAUUGAUAUUGAUAAUUCUAGCGAUUUCAUCAUUCGGCUUACUCUUUUGACAUUGCACUUUCUCCAAUAAUAUUUUAAAAAAUAGUUUUUUAAACAAGGUUUUAACACAAUAUAGAUCUAAUCAUUUCAAUUUAUUAAAAAUGACUAACAAAUGUAAAACAAAAGUAAGUAAAUUAUAAAUGUUCUCAACCAGUAUCACUACAAUAUGACUUGGAAAAAUAUCACAGUAGCUUAGAUUUCAUCCUGUAGUGUUAUUGAUAUUGUCAUAGAUCAAGUACUAAUUUGUAUGUCUUACUUAGACAAAAGUUAGACCUUUGUUGUAUUGUGUGUGUGCCUUUUAUGUUAACUAAAUAUAAAUAAAACAAAAAGUUUAAGAUAAAAAAAAUA